AUGUCACAGCAGGGGUAUGCAAUUGAGCUCUACUUCGACCCGGCGCUGGAAAACCAGGUCUUGAAAGCCUGGAACGUGCUAGCUCGCCGCCAAAUCAGCACGCAGCUCAUCGAAAUCGAGUCUCGCCCUCAUAUAACCCUGUAUUCCAACCCUUACAUCGACCCCACGAAGCUGGAAUCAGUAAUAAGGAGCUUUGCUGCAAGGCAAGAGCCUUUGCCUAUGUCUCUCUCCACCAUCGGCACCCUCCCCAGCGACAACAAUGUCCUGUUUCUAGCCCCCACGCCUUCGCUCUCCUUGCUUCAGUUCCAUUCUCAGCUCUGUGAUGCAAUGAGGAAGGAAGGAAUCGAGAUUGGGGAAGAGUACAGGCCUGAUGCUUGGGUUCCUUACUGUGCUGUGGCUCAAGACGUUCCCAAGGCGAGAAUGGCGGAUGCAUUCUGUGUUCUCAGAGACUUGAAGUUGCCUGUUAAUGGGUAUGCUAUGGAUAUUGGGGUUGUGGAGUUCACGCCAGUUCGUGAAUUAAGCUCCUUUGUGCUUGGUAACUCUGUAGAAUGA
Molecule: messenger RNA, 552 nt
Organism: Linum tenue
Lineage: Eukaryota; Viridiplantae; Streptophyta; Magnoliopsida; Malpighiales; Linaceae
Source: the annotation of a GenBank genome assembly